AAUGUGAUAAUAAGUUAACCUUUUUUGAAAUGUUCAAGUAUUUAUUGUUUAGAUAAUCUGAAAAUGGGGGCCAGGGAUGAUGAAUACGAUUAUUUAUUCAAAGUUGUGUUGAUUGGAGACUCCGGAGUGGGUAAAUCCAACCUGCUCUCCAGGUUUACAAGGAACGAGUUCAAUCUGGAAUCAAAAUCUACCAUCGGAGUAGAGUUCGCCACAAGAUCUAUUCAGGUUGAUGGGAAAACGAUAAAAGCUCAGAUCUGGGAUACCGCUGGACAAGAGAGAUACAGAGCAAUCACUUCAGCGUAUUACCGUGGUGCAGUUGGUGCCCUGUUAGUGUAUGAUAUAGCUAAGCACCUGACCUAUGAGAAUGUUGAACGAUGGUUGAGGGAGUUGAGAGAUCAUGCAGAUGCAAACAUAGUUAUCAUGUUGGUGGGAAAUAAAUCAGAUCUACGGCAUCUACGCGCUGUUCCUACAGAUGAAGCCAAAGCUUUCGCGGAGAAGAACAACCUCAGUUUCAUCGAGACCUCCGCCUUGGAUUCAACCAACGUAGAGACAGCUUUUCAUAAUAUUCUCACAGAAAUCUACCGUAUUGUGUCCCAGAAGCAGAUAAGUGAGGGUGGAGGAGAGAUGGAGCGCCCAGGUGGAAGCCAAACUAUCAACCUUCAACCAACCCAGGCGGAUAAACCAGACAAAAAACAGUGUUGUAACUAAUCCAUCAUCCGGCUCCACUCCGCCAUUCCUUAUUCGUCCUCUACAAGAACUUAUCAUUUUCCUUCUUUAUAUCAACCCAGUUAGAUUUGAUUUUCAUAUUUUGUUUCCCUCAAAGUUUCACUUAUUUUGUCACUAUUUAGCCAUGUAAGCAUGUAUUAUGUUAUCUCGAUGAUUGAUCGAUUGAUCAAUUCUCGCCCGUUUUUCAAUUUGAUUUGGUUGAACGAUGUUAAAAUACAACUCAGCUCGUUCCGUCGUUUUGGCGUUUACAAGACUCUCCCCCCUCUCCCUUAGUUUCACUGUUAACAUUGAUUUUUAGUUUUUAACGGAACAAAAUGAUAAUGCCUUCAUUUUAUUCCUUCAGUUGUGAUACAAUGUAUUUAAUAAGUCUUAACUCCCGUUGUGUUGAUAAAAUAAACAUUUCGGCUUUAUUGUUGAAUUAGCUCACUGUGUAAUGGUAUCACUAGCUCACUGUGCAGUGUCACUAGAACUUAGUCCAGCUAGUUGGCAACUUAAUUGAUGCAUUUAUAUUUUCAUUUGAAUUUUUCAUAGAAAUAAACUAAUAGUUACUACGGUA
This is a messenger RNA of Eurytemora carolleeae, 1282 nucleotides long. It is a transcript of the gene Rab11, whose product is annotated as ras-related protein Rab-11B. Gene Ontology annotation, biological process: exocytosis. The coding region runs from base 64 to 708 and encodes 214 amino acids. The record is from RefSeq and is a predicted model, not a curated record. Gene Ontology annotation, molecular function: GTPase activity; GTP binding. Lineage: Eukaryota; Metazoa; Arthropoda; Copepoda; Calanoida; Temoridae. Gene Ontology annotation, cellular component: recycling endosome. The transcript is spliced from 8 exons.